Molecule: messenger RNA, 474 nt
Organism: Fusarium musae
Lineage: Eukaryota; Fungi; Ascomycota; Sordariomycetes; Hypocreales; Nectriaceae
Exons: 2
Coding region: 1-474 (157 amino acids)
Molecular function (GO): oxidoreductase activity, acting on the CH-OH group of donors, NAD or NADP as acceptor
Source: RefSeq, a predicted model, not a curated record
AUGGCUUCAUUCGAAGGCAAGGUGAUCGCGAUUACUGGUGCAGCAUCUGGUUUUGGCCCCGCAGUUGCUAAGCUUCUGGCAAGUCGCCGUGCCCAACUCUCGCUCGCCGACAUGAACAAAGCCGGCCUUGAGACUGCUCUUGAGUCUCUUUCUGGUGAUGGGCACAUAAUCACCCAAGUCGAUGUGCGUGACAGUCAAGAAGUGAGUCCAUGGAUCGAGAAGACCGUUUCUGUCUUUGGCAAGCUUGACGGUGCUGUCAAUAUGGCUGGUGUCUUUACCCACGGUACAUGUCUUCGUGAUGAAACAGAUAAUACGUGGGACCUCAUCAUGGGAGUAAAUGCUCGUGGUGUUUUCAAUUGUUUGAGAGCAGAGCUAAAGCAUAUGAAGGCUGGAGGAAGUAUUGUAGGUGUCGAUCAACUUCUUUACUGGAAGAGGAAAGCUCAUAAGUGUGCAGGUAUCGGUGGCAAGCGUUGA